AUGAAAACUAUAUUGAUUUUAUCGGUUUGCUAUUUGGCUGCUGYUGCCAGUGCYUWCCGUUUUGAUAUCCCGGAGCUGCCGGUCAAUGCCAAUGGUACGAGUUGGGCAUUUUUGGCUGCCGGUGGUAACGGUUUCUCAUUGGACUGGGCUAUCCAGGCCGAUGUCUACCAUGCCUUUCAAGUGUUCAAAGCUCGUGGCGUACCCGAGGAAAACAUAAUUGUCAUGCAUUUGGACAAUCAGGCAACGAAAAAAUCCAACCCUAAACCGGGCACAGUUAUCAAUGUCCCGGGUGGUCCCGAUGUCUAUCAUGGUGUACCCAAACACUAUACCGGUCUGGAAGUUACUGCCAAAAACUUUUUAGCUGUACUACGUGGUGAUGAAACCUUAAAACAGCAGGGUAAAAAAGUAUUGGAAUCGGGACCCGAGGAUAAUGUAUUUGUCUAUUUUAUGGACCAUGGUGGCCAUCAGUUGGUUGCCUUUCCACAUGGCGGCUAUAUGUAUGCCAAAGAUUUGAUUGCCACAUUGAAGGCUAUGCAUACCGAUCGGAAAUACAAUAAACUAGUAUUUUAUUUGGAAGCCUGCGAAUCGGGAUCCAUGUUCAAUACACUACUACCCCAGGAUAUCAACGUAUAUGCCGUCACCUCAUCGACACCCACCCAAUCCAGUUGGGCCUGGGGUUACGAUAAAGUUUACAAAGAGUAUACAGAAAAACAAACCGAAUCACUGGACGACCAGUUCGAGUAUAUUAAGACCAAAACUGCCGAAGACUAUCACGACCCGCAAUCCGGCCAGAAAUGGCAUCAAAAUGCCCAACACUACGGCGAUCUGACCGUUGCUAAGCAGGAUAUUGGCCAGCAAUGA
This is a messenger RNA of Oppia nitens, 861 nucleotides long. RefSeq lists its product as uncharacterized. Bases 1 to 861 code for a protein of 286 amino acids. Gene Ontology annotation, molecular function: cysteine-type endopeptidase activity. The transcript is spliced from 5 exons. Gene Ontology annotation, biological process: vacuolar protein processing. The record is from RefSeq and is a predicted model, not a curated record. NCBI's taxonomy places the organism in Eukaryota, Metazoa, Arthropoda, Arachnida, Sarcoptiformes, Oppiidae.